CACUUGUUUACAAACAGUGCAUGGAAGUGUUGUGUUUACUGUUUGCGAAUUGGAGGUGUUUACAAAAUGAAUACUAGGUUGUUUAGAGAUACGUCUAGUAACGUAUCUGUGGUUUUUACCGACCAAGGCAAACCGCCAAAAACUACAAACAACACGGACGAGAAAGUAUACGGGAACGAAGAUAUAGAUUCUUCUGCUCCAGACAAACCCCUUGACGUUGGUGAACAUUAUGUGGUGCGAAGGCCCGAUGGUUCUUUGCAUCCAGCCAUUAUUAUUCAGUCACGACGUAAUGAUGAUGAAGGAUACUUCGAUUAUUAUGUCCAUUAUGAAGGAUACGACAGACGUUUGGAUGAAUGGGUUCAAAGAGAAAGGGUGAUGACAACACAACAGUUUGAUCAGGACUGGAAAGAUGAUCAGCAAAGUAGAACAAUGAAUUUACUGUUGAAUCAGACAGACAGAAAAAUAACACGCAAUCAGAAACGGAAACAUUGUGAAGUUUAUCAUCAUCAGAAGAGGAAUAUCAGUGAAGACGAUACAGACCCAACAUCUGCUGCUCUUGAAGAGGAGCAUGAAGCAUUAACAAAAGUAAAGUACAUUGAUCGCAUACAAAUUGGACGAUAUGAGAUUGAUACAUGGUAUUUUAGUCCAUACCCUGAGGAGUAUGGAAAGCAAUCAAAACUGUGGAUUUGUGAAUAUUGUCUCAAGUACAUGCGACUAGAGAAGACCUUUAGGUAUCACAUGAGUGAGUGCAUUUUUAGGCAACCUCCAGGCAAGGAAAUCUAUCGAAAAAAUUCAAUUGCAAUAUGGGAAGUUGACGGAAAGGAUCAUAAGAUAUACUGUCAGAAUUUGUGUCUUCUGGCAAAAUUGUUCCUUGAUCAUAAGACUCUCUUCUUUGAUGUUGAACCAUUUCUUUUCUAUAUACUGUGUGAAGUGGAUAAACAUGGUUCUCAUCUUGUUGGUUAUUUCUCAAAAGAGAAGGAAUCCCCAGAUGGUUAUAAUGUAGCAUGCAUUCUAACACUUCCUCCAUAUCAAAGACAGGGUUAUGGAAAAUUGCUCAUUGCGUUCAGCUAUGAACUUUCGAAACUAGAGGAGGUUGUUGGCAGUCCUGAAAAGCCACUGUCAGAUCUUGGACGCUUGAGUUAUCACUCAUACUGGUCAUGGGUUAUUCUUGAGAUAUUACGGGACUUGAGAGGAAUAAUCUCAAUCAAGAAAAUAAGUCAGAUGACAAGUAUCACAGAAGGUGAUAUCACAGCUACAUUGAACUCCAUGGGAAUGGUAAAGUACUGGAAAGGAGAGCAUGUGAUUUGCACCACCCCACAGUUGAUUAGUCUCCUUAUUAAUUCAAGUCAUUUCAAAAAACCAAGGCUCGUUGUAGACACAAGCUCAUUGCAGUGGUUUCCACCAAAGAAAGCUCAGGUGAAUGUAAUAAAGAAAUGAUUGCAUCAUUCUUACAGUAUUACAGGAUACUUCUUCAAAGGCAUGAUUGUGUCUAGUGAUAUCAGCUUGUAACAGUGAUGUUUUGCUUUGUUGUAAAACUAACUGCACUUGCUCAUGUUACUUAGAUGUAGUAUAUUUUCCAUCUGAAUAAUUGAUAUAAAUGCCACCUUUACUAUCUUAACUAAAUUAUAUGGAUGUGUCCAUUGGUGUAACAUGUACGAGGGGGUACCCAAAAGAAACAGAACUUAUUUUUUUUUAAACUUAUUUAUUCAAAUUUUAAGCACAAACC
Molecule: messenger RNA, 1726 nt
Organism: Cryptotermes secundus
Lineage: Eukaryota; Metazoa; Arthropoda; Insecta; Blattodea; Kalotermitidae
Product: histone acetyltransferase KAT8
Exons: 4
Coding region: 67-1437 (456 amino acids)
Biological process (GO): regulation of DNA-templated transcription
Molecular function (GO): histone acetyltransferase activity
Source: RefSeq, a predicted model, not a curated record